Molecule: messenger RNA, 1112 nt
Organism: Marmota monax (woodchuck)
Lineage: Eukaryota; Metazoa; Chordata; Mammalia; Rodentia; Sciuridae
Exons: 1
Coding region: 10-1104 (364 amino acids)
Biological process (GO): DNA integration
Molecular function (GO): nucleic acid binding
Source: RefSeq, a predicted model, not a curated record
AAGACUAUCAUGCCCCUCAAAAAUUCAAAACAAUUAGUGAAGUCCCUACACAGACUGACACAUCUUGGGGCUAAAAAGAUGAAAGAGCUCUUAGAGCGUGGGGAAGGUACUUUAUAUCUUCCAAACAGGGAUCAACUUCUGCGCCAGGAAGCAGAAAACUGUCAAGCAUGUGCCCAGGUAAAUGCUGGUAAGAUCAAAAUUGGAACAGGGAUCCGGAUGAAAGGCCAUAAGCCCGGAACCCAUUGGGAAAUAGACUUCACUGAAAUUAAACCUGGUAUGUAUGGCUACAAAUAUCUUUUGGUUUUUAUUGACACUUUCUCUGGAUGGACAGAGGCAUUUCCGACUCGGCAUGAGACUGCUAAAGUGGUUGCAAAGAAAUUACUGGAAGAAAUCUUUCCCAGGUAUGGGGUACCUGGGACCAUUGGGUCAGAUAACGGGCCUGCCUUCGUCUCCCAGGUAAGUCAGAUGGUGGCCAAUACAUUGGGGAUUAAUUGGAAAUUACAUUGUGCUUAUAGACCCCAAAGUUCAGGACAGGUAGAAAGGAUGAAUAGAACCAUCAAGGAGACUUUAACUAAAUUAACGCUUGAAACUGGCACUAGAGACUGGGUACAACUCCUACCUUUAGCUUUAUACCGGGCCCGGAACACCCCAGGCCCACAGGGACUAACCCCAUUUGAGAUUCUGUACGGUGCACCACCACCUGCUGUUAACUUUUAUGAAACUGAAACCUAUGCCUCCCUCACCCCAUCUAUGCAGACUCAUUUGUGUGCCUUGCAGUUGGUCCAGAACGAGGUCUGGAAGCCUCUAGCCGCAGCAUACAAGGAGGAACUCAAAACCCCCUCGCUGCCACAUCCCUUCAAAGUCGGAGACACCGUCUGGGUAUGCAGGCACCAGAGCAAGAACCUUGAACCGCGGUGGAAAGGACCUUACACCAUCCUGCUGACCACUCCCACUGCAAUCAAAGUGGACGGCAUCACUGCUUGGAUCCACGCUUCCCACGUGAAAGCUGCACAUCCGCAGGAGUCCACAGACGCCUCUCUGGAUCCAGAAUGGAGGCUGCAACGCACCCAAAACCCUCUAAAGAUAAGACUUACACGCUGUUAAUCACUCUU